This is a messenger RNA of Anthostomella pinea, 600 nucleotides long. Lineage: Eukaryota; Fungi; Ascomycota; Sordariomycetes; Xylariales; Xylariaceae. The record is from the annotation of a GenBank genome assembly.
AUGCUGCUCGCCACUAUUGCGGCAGCCGCGAUGGGUGACUACGCCGACAACCCGGUCUUCACUGGAGUGGCUAGUCUUAACCACGAGUCUGAUCAUGAUGCGAAUGACUUCGGCGCGGUUCUUGGUGACCGAGGUACUGGAGACGACCGCGACGCGUCUGCUUUGUCGCGUGACGCGCGUCUUGUGAUCACUCUUCCAACCAUGCCUGUUAGCACCCGCGAAGCUAGAGGUAUGCACAGCAACGCUUCUGUCGCUACUGGGAAGGCCACCAUCGCAAAGGGAUCAUCAGUACCACUCCUCGCUGGUGGUUCAGCCGUGUCGGCCUGCGAGAAUGAAGGAGACUCUGACCUCUGCAAGGGCUCUUAUGGCGGCCUCUCACCUGCAGCAUUGGCUGGUAUCGUGAUCGGUUGUAUCCUCGGAACUGCGCUUCUUGGCACCGCUAUUGCGCUCUUCGUCGUCAUCUACAGACGCAGUCGAGUGGGCCGAGGAGUCGAACAGGAACAGAACCGGGCUACCACGCUCCGGCAGCUCAUCGGAGGUCGCAACACUCGUGGUGCGGAUCUGGAGGCCGGGCAGGGCAUUGAGCUGACUCAUGUUUAA